This is a messenger RNA of Podospora anserina S mat+, 1335 nucleotides long. RefSeq lists its product as uncharacterized. The transcript has 2 exons. NCBI's taxonomy places the organism in Eukaryota, Fungi, Ascomycota, Sordariomycetes, Sordariales, Podosporaceae. The record is from RefSeq and is a predicted model, not a curated record. The coding region runs from base 1 to 1335 and encodes 444 amino acids.
AUGCUCACAGGGGAGUGUGCGUCGGCGCAGUAUACACUCAUCGAUGAUGGCGGGCCGACCAUGAUAUAUGCGCCCUUUGUGGGCUGUAUCAACAAUAAACCAGAUUGCUGUCCCUAUAAACCCGCAACCAUGGCUCAAAAGUUCAAGGCCGUUGUCACAGCCAGUUCCGGUGUGUUUCCCACUCCGCAAAAUCAAAUAGAUUCCAUAAUGAAAAGUUGUGCUGCCGAUUACUACUCCGUCUCUGGAAGUUGCUGCCCAAGGUACGUCAUCAUGUCCGGCUACGCACUUUGGACCUCCGUCAUGGGUGGCCAAACACCAUGUAUAAGGGCUCUCACAGCAACCACCGGGGUGCAGACCAUCACCAACGCGCCGGCCGCGACAACAACGAAACCGACCAUGGCCGUCACGGGCGUUGUCUUUGCCAUGGCCUAUCCACUGGAGGAAACCUCGGGAGGACUCCCGAGUGGAACAAUCGCAGGCAUAGUCGUGGGCAUCAUCAUGGGAGUAUUCUUCCUAGCGGCGGUGAUAUUCUUCAGUUGCCGCUACCGGCGCAGCAAACAACUGAAGAACUUCAAGAAGGAACUUCAUCAAAACUUCUAUGGCGAUAACGGGACUAGAACGUCGGAAGUUCCGACGCUCGUUAACAAUACGAACGCCAACAGUAUACGGGGAAGCACUACUACCACGAUGGCGCAUCAUCGGCCACAAAGCUCCCUUUGCGGCACCCAGUACCUCCACCACAAGACCAUCAAGCGCGGCUCGGUCGCCAGCCUCGGGCACAAAGAGGAGCGAGACUUGUCCCAGGUCGAUAACCCCGCCGAACGAUACACACCCGACUCGGCCUACCCCCAAAGACCACCAGCCAGGGAAGCGAUGGUAAGGCGGGAAUCAUCAGUACACAGUCUGGAUUCGCAACUAUCUCUCCAUGACGAGAACUGUUACGACAACAUCUUGCCCUCCCCGGGCACGCCAGGGAUUUUGGCAGAUGGGAAUAACAAUCACAAUAUCCACAACAGCAGCAAUAAUCCAACCAACGAUUGGGUUGUCUCUGGGUCGGAAUUGCACCUGGCAAAACCGCAGAGGCUGUCGAGGGGAUACCCGAGGAUAGUGUACACUCAUUCCCAUGGACAUGGGAGCAAUACAAGUGUGCCGACUACGGUGACUGGUGGCGAGGGUGGGGGAGCGGGGAGGCCGUCGACCUCUACGUCAGGGAGUGCGAGCGGGUCGGGGAGUAUUUGCAGUAGGCCGUCGACAAGGUUGGAAGUUAUGCCGGGAACGCCGGAGGAGGAUAAUAAGACCAAUGGGAAUAGGGAGAGGCAGAAGGUUGAGGUUUGA